UCAUCGCCGUCCGCCAUGGAAUUAUCUCCGUCGCCAUCCGCCGGCCGUGGGGACGCGCGACACGGCGCGGAGGGGUGCUUCCCCCCUCGCCUCCUCCGGCCCUCUGCCAACGUGGACGCGCUGCCAGCCCGCAACGCGACGCCGGGCCCGUCGACGUCCGCUUCCUCGGGGUGCAGCGAACGUGGCGCCCCACUUGUGGCGCUCUCCCCAGCCGGACGCCGGCUACUUAACCACCCCCCUGCCGCGUGCGGCGGGGAGCGGGAGCAACCGGCGACUGAGUUACUGGUGAGCAAGCGGUUUGGAACUUUGGAUCAUCUAGCUACGACAAUGAAGCCCAGGCCUCUCGUCUGCGUGGCGGCGGGGGCCGCCGGGUGGGCGUGGAGGCCGAGGCCGCGCGCGAGGUCGCCGGGGGUGUCACCCAAGUGUUCCCAGGCGGCGGCGACGGCGGCGGCAGAGGGCGCGGUGCACUCGGAGCACCACCCCCGCCGCCGCGGCGUUCGCGGGGUGUUGUUCCGCCCGGUGGGGCUUCCCCGGACGGAGCAGGCCUGGAAGCUGGAGGAACGGAUCGAGAAGGUCAUCUACGCCUGCCGGUUCAUGACCUUCCUCGGCAUCGGCGGCUUGCUCGCCGGCUCCAUCCCUUGCUUCCUCAAGGGAUGGGUUUAUGUGAUGGAUGCCUUCGUCAAGUACUACCUGCACGGCGGUGGAACUGUCAGUGUCAUCCUAAUGCUGGUUGAAGCCAUUGACAUGUUUCUCAUUGGAACGGUCAUGUUUGUCUUCGGGACGGGCUUGUACGAGCUGUUCAUCAGUAACAUGGACAUGUCAUACGGCUCCAACCUCUUUGGCUUGUUCAGUCUUCCGGAACGACCCAAGUGGCUGGUAAUCCAGUCGGUGAAUGAUCUUAAGACAAAGCUGGGUCAUGUCAUUGUCAUGGUUCUACUAGUUGGCAUCUUCGAGAAGAGCAUGACGGUGACCAUCACAUCCUGUGCUGACCUCCUUUGCUUCGCUGCAUCUAUUUUCAUCUCCUCAGGUUGCCUCUACCUACUUUCCAAGCUUAAUAUAUAGCACCAAAGGAGGGAGCCAUGCCUGAAAAAAGUGUCUAUGUAUAGAAGCAAUAGGUCUGUUCUGUUGCUCUGCAACACCUCAGGUUAUGUUUGCGCAGUCAAAUAAUUAGGGAGUGUGGGGAGGGUCCCUGUACUCAUGUAUGGGUCGGCAGUUGCAGUGAGGCACUACCACUCUACAUAGUAGGAUAAUGAGAUAGAAUCAUCAUGUAUAUGUAACCUGAUGUAUAUCGUAUAUGCAAUCAAUGACUGAGAUUCUCUGCGACCAACUGAUUAACAGUGUUACCACAAUUUCAUACA
Molecule: messenger RNA, 1358 nt
Organism: Panicum hallii
Lineage: Eukaryota; Viridiplantae; Streptophyta; Magnoliopsida; Poales; Poaceae
Exons: 4
Coding region: 16-1062 (348 amino acids)
Source: RefSeq, a predicted model, not a curated record